This is a messenger RNA of Alligator mississippiensis (American alligator), 1143 nucleotides long. RefSeq names its product V-set domain-containing T-cell activation inhibitor 1. The transcript has 5 exons. NCBI's taxonomy places the organism in Eukaryota, Metazoa, Chordata, Crocodylia, Alligatoridae. The coding region runs from base 103 to 1143 and encodes 346 amino acids. Gene Ontology annotation, cellular component: external side of plasma membrane. Gene Ontology annotation, biological process: immune response; negative regulation of T cell proliferation; positive regulation of T cell proliferation. The record is from RefSeq and is a predicted model, not a curated record.
UUCGCUUUCCCUUCCCCAGCACGGGCGCGGCCGCCCCACCUCGAGGGCCCUGGGCAGCUAGCGAGACCCCCCUGCUGGCCACCAGCCCCCCCCAUAGCAUCCAUGGGCCUCUCCGUCAUGCGACUGCUGCCCAUCUUCCUUGGGGCGCUUGCGGGGCUCAUAUCAGACGAGCUGGCCGUGCAGGCACCGAUGGUGGUGGAGGCCAAGGUGGGGGCCACGGCAAUACUGAACUGCACCUUCCACCCCCCUGCCAAGGACCUGAUCCUGUACUGGACCCGCCUCGACAGCGCUGGGGGCAUAAGCUCAGUCUACAUCCACUACCAGGGCAAGGUGGACACACGGUUCACGGACCCCACCUACGUCACCCGCUCCAGCCUGGUGGGGGACCUGGACAAGGGAGACGCCAGCCUGCGCCUGGGCCCCCUCAGCCCGGCUGACCGUGGCACCUACUGCUGCCGGGUGAAGCACGCGCACGGGACCGACGUGGCCGAGACCCAGCUCCACGUCCUCAACUCAUCCAGGCUGGACACCCCCUGGACUCUCCAGGUGGACCCCUCCGGCCUCACGGACACGACCGCCCCACCUAGCACUAGGCCAUGGCUGGAUGCUAACGCUAACUCGACCUGGGUCUGGGUGGCCGGCCUGGGCGGUGGGGCAGUGGUGGUCCUGGGAGUGCUCUGGGGCUGGCAUCGGAGGAGGAUGCAUGGUGGCACCUUGGUCCCUGCUGCCCCCCACCCACGCACCUGCUCCCCUGACACCGCCCACCGCUCCCAGCAGCCCUGGUGCCCUUGGAUGCCAGGUUUCUCCCAUCCCGCAGGCGAGCCCCCCGCCCCAGCUCAGUGCACCCCAUUAAACUGGACCCAAAGCCAGGCUGCGGUGAGUCAUGUUGGGAUUUAUUGUGCAGGGGAUCAGGGGGAGCUGCUCAUGCCCCCAGCCCUCCACGUUGUCCGGAAGCCCUCGGGGCUGGGGGUAAAUGCCCAUGCCAAACGGAGUCACGCCAAGGGCAGCUCCUGUCCCAGCACCCCCAGGGACAAAGGUGAGAGGAGGGAAUGGCGGAGAGUGUGUGCAGGACCUGCCCGGGCUCCGGGUCCUCCUCGCCGCGUCAUGCGCGCCGGAGCAGGCGGCGGCAGAGCUCCCGGGUGA